Messenger RNA from Sinocyclocheilus grahami, 391 nucleotides. Its product is annotated as gastrula zinc finger protein XlCGF7.1-like. NCBI's taxonomy places the organism in Eukaryota, Metazoa, Chordata, Actinopteri, Cypriniformes, Cyprinidae. The coding region runs from base 80 to 391 and encodes 103 amino acids. The transcript is spliced from 2 exons. The record is from RefSeq and is a predicted model, not a curated record. Gene Ontology annotation, biological process: regulation of transcription by RNA polymerase II. Gene Ontology annotation, molecular function: DNA-binding transcription factor activity, RNA polymerase II-specific; RNA polymerase II cis-regulatory region sequence-specific DNA binding.
GGAAGAGACUGAGGAACAGAGAGAUCUGCUGGAAGUGAAGGUGGAAAGUGAAGAAGUGAAUGAAGAUCAUCAGAAGAUCAUGACUGCAGAACAAUCACAGACUGAAGAUGAUUUCUCCCAGAAGAGAACAGGAGCCAAGAAAUCUCCGUUCAUCUGCGCUCAGUGCGGGAAGAGUUUCACGCUCAAAGUCAACCUUAACAGCCACAUUAGAAUCCACAGCGGAGAGAGAAACUACAGCUGUCUGCAGUGCGGCAGCAGCUUCUUCAAGAACGCAGACCUGAAGAGACACCUGCAGACUCACAGUGGAGAGAAACCCUUCAGCUGCUCGCACUGCUCCAAGAGCUUCACACGCAAGGAGUCCAAUAUUCAGCACCAUUUAGCCGCACCAUAG